This is a messenger RNA of Symbiodinium sp. CCMP2592, 5604 nucleotides long. The record is from the annotation of a GenBank genome assembly. NCBI's taxonomy places the organism in Eukaryota, Dinophyceae, Suessiales, Symbiodiniaceae.
AUGACUUGCUCCAAUUGCUCCUCCGCCGUGGAGAGGGCCUUGGGUCAGCUAGAAUUCGUGGAGCGCUGCCAGGUCGACUUGAUCAACUCGCGGGCUUCCAUCGAUUACAGUGGAGGAUCUGGCGCUGGGCCAGGCGUGCAAGAUCUCUGCGACGAGGUGGAGAACAUCGGCUUCGAGGCGUCAGUGCUGGAAGACUUCCAUGUUCUCGACUGUGAGGCGUCGCCGGGAGGGCGGAUGUCGCUGGACCUGCUGGUCUCCGGGAGCGAAGGAAAAGGCGACGAUGUGGCCUCCGCCACCAAGGUGCUGCUGAGGCUGCCAGGGGUCCUCGAAUGCUUGCCAGGCGCGGAGCAACGUCUCCGCGUUGCCUUUGACCCGACGCAGGUCGGUGCAAGGGACUUGCUUGGAGAGCUGCGGCUUGUGCCAAGAGGCAAACCCAUUGUGGUGCUUCUCCUGCUCGGUGCCCUCGGCGCCUUGUGCCAAUGGAGCACCCUGACUCUGACGCAGGUGCCCUCCUAUAUGCCACCAGUGGCGACUCUCCAACGUCCUGGGCCAAGGUACGACUUGGCUGGGCGACAGCCUCGGUACUACCAGGAGGAGGCGGUAAACCUUUUUUUCCAGUCUGCGAAGGCCAUUCGCAAAGAGAAGGGCAGGCCCAUGCGGCUCCAGCUGGCGGGAGGAACUGGCAAGACUGCGAUUUACACCAUGAUUGCGCAGCGAACUUUGCGGAACAAGCCGUUGGCCCGAAUUGUGAUUCUCGUCCCCUGGAAGGCGCUGGCAGAACAAACCCAUCAGAAGCUUACCGAGUGCGGGCUCAAUACCUGCAUAGUGGGUGAUGGUGUCGCCAGGGUAGAUAGAUCAGUUUGCGUUUUCAACAGUGCUUGCCGUCUGCGCGGGCAAGGAUUCGCUGUGAAGUUGAUCGAUGAAGCUCAUCACACGGAGGGUGAGGGAAUGUUCACCAACGUCAUGCGCCAUCAGAUCCGCGCAGACCUGGAGGGUGACUUCUCGGCCACCUUCCGGGCAAGCGAGGUGGACUAUAGCUACGGCUUCGACAAGGCGGUGAAGGAUGGAUAUCUUUGCGACAUGCAGAGCUUCAUCCUGCCCCUGGUGGCAAGAUCCAAGGAAGAGGAGUAUGCAAAGCUGGCCAAAAUUGUGAAGGAGAGGAAGGCAGAAUGGUCUCCCAUGCUCAUCCUCUUCAACCGCAUAGAGAAUGCAAAAACCUUCUCCGACAUCCUGAAUGCGGAUGACGUCCCAUCUGCUGUGGUGAGCCACAAGGACGGGAGAAACCUUCGGAAGUAUCACCGCCAAGCUUUCGAGGAUGGAGAGCUACAGGUCCUCUGCACGGUGAAAGUUUUCAACGAGGGUAUCGACCUUCCCAUGCUCCGCUCCGUCAUCAUCGCCGAACGAAGGCCGACCAGCGAUAUUGGCGUCGUGCAAGCAGCGAUGCGGGCGCUGCGGCCACACAGAAGCAAGCCGGAUAACAAGGCGUGCGUCGUGCAGGUCGUCAACCCGGGAGUGGACUCGACGGAUCAUUACGUGACAAAGGUGGUUCGGGGCUCUUUGCGUCAAAUCACUGGCCUCUGGCGGGGCAUCGGGUCAGCGAUGCGCUAUGGAGAUCCAUCGGAGCUGGUCGAGAAGGACCCCAACUCCCUCACCCGCCUCCAUCUCAUGGAUACGAGAGGGGAGCCUGCGAAGGCAACGGAUGCUGAAUUGUGGCAUCUGCUUGAGAGUCAGGGCCGGCACCCAUGGCGCAGCAUUCGCAAAUGGCUGUGGGAACUGGUUGCAUGGUGGCGAUAUUUUGGCGAUCAGCCUCGAGACAUCAGAAAUGCUCCGGCCCGGGAGACGCAGCAAAUUGCUCGGUGGAGGCGCGCUCGGCGCAUCGUCCAGGAGCGCAUCCGCUUCGGACUAGUGACUGCUCUUACGGUGACGUUCACAAUCAUCGUCAUCACGCAGGUCCUACCGUGCUUCGAGCAUUGUGACAAGCUGCUGCACAUGCACAUCGUCCCCGGUCUCCCCUGUGUGACAGUGAUCCUGGGCCUGCUGGCCACGCCUGUGCAGCUGUAUUGCGGUCUCCGCUUCCACCUUGGUGCCUAUCACGCAGUCCGGAGCGGCGUUUGGGACAUGAACGUGCUGAUCUCGCUGGGUACAGUUCUUUGUUUUCUGUACUCUCUCAUGGUUGUCGUGCUGAUGAUUUCAACGACGCUUCUUCCUGGAAAAAACAUCGAAUGCAAGGCGCCACCCCCUUCAUAUUUCGAGACGCCGUGCUUCGUGAUCACUUUCGUGCUGCUGGGCAAGCACCUGGAGGCAUGGGCAAAGAACGGUGCUUCCAGCGCGCUCCAGCAACUGCUGUCGCUGCACCCAAGCAAGGCGCACCGACUUCCAAAGGACAGCAUGGAGGUCCAGGACCUACCGGUCCAACUUUUGCACCUCGGAGACACCCUGCAGAUUUAUCCGGGGGAGACGGCACCAGCAGACGGCGUCAUGACCGGCCUCGGCUAUGCCGAGUUUGACGAGCCCGCGCUCUGGCCACAAGUGCAAAUUGAGGUGUCUAUGGCAGAGGAAAGCGAUUUCAACUUAGAGGCGAUCCACACGUUUGUCGCAGUGCUGUCAGAAUCGCUACGUGGUAGAGCGCAUGUGAAAAUUCGUCCUGAUGAUUCCACCCGCACGGGUACUCCAAUGCAAUGUUUUGCGGCCGAUGUGAAGACAUGCGUAGAAUCUCUAGAGAUGCAGGCUUGGCGGCGUUCGCCUGGUCUUGGCAGCACGUUUGAGCUGGUACUGAUUAGUUCGAACAGCGGGUCAUCCGUCAUCCUGGAUGCUGGCAAACGGGCCUUCGUGAGGUGGCAGCAACAAGCGAUCUCUAUGGAGAAAAUGGUGAGCGCUGUAUCGCAUCACCUGGAGGCCAGCUGGCUGCGCCCAGAGGCGCUAAACGAAGGCGUGGCACUCUUUGAGAUCACUCCCGGCUAUGUUUUCAGCUUCUUUCUCGUUGGUGACUGCCGAAGCCGAGUGUCCUGGGAUUUCGACGUGCUGUCACCAUUCCUUUCCCGUUUUCUUGAACGAUUACAGCUGAUCUUCGACAUCGAGCUCAAUUCACAGGUUGUUCAAUGUGGCUCCUUGGGCACUCCACUUGAGCCAGCCGAACGAACGCACGGGAUAGUGGAUGCAACUAUGCUGCAGGCUGAUUUCAUGCGAAGGACUGGCGAGUGGCCCGCAGACACACUUACUCGCGAUGCUAGAUGGCUGCCUCCACUGGUGCGACUGGUUGCAUUCAAGCCUUCCGCCGCAGUGAAGUUGGCCGAUGAACGAGGUCAGGCGCAACAUUCCUUUGCUCUGCAAGGGUUUGGAGCAGUUGCAAUAGCUGCUUGCGAGAAUCAGACAGGUUCUGAAAGCACCCAUCACAGUUUGACUUCAUGCGAAGCAGAGACGGUGACUUCUGGCUGGAUUUCUAGCCUGCGGUCUUGGCUCUCGCUACCAGCACAUGAAUCUGUUGCUGAAGGAGAGCUGCAAGUUGACGCUGACGGAAACCGAGUGGCAUUGCAUGCUGCAAGACCUCGGCUAGACGGGAUUUCCGAUUGGGAGUUCGAGAUCCUGGCGAGAGCAGUGCAUGCACAGUUCUUAAGACGAACUGUGGAGACAUUGCGCAGUCUUGUCGAGUUGGUUGAUUCCCUGCCGGACGUAGAGGUUCGUGAAGAAAUCGCAGCCAUGGCCUUCAAGGCGACCCAGAAAGCGAAGGCAUCAAUCGAAGCCGCGGAGAAGGGUGACUUGCUGCCUUCGCUUGUCGAGUCUCGGCAAGCUCUGCUGCUGGCGCUGACCGCCAUCCAUGACGAUUCCGUGGUGUCGCAGCUGUACUUCUCGUGGGAAUUUAAAUAUGCCGUGUAUUUGCCAAUUUCCAUGCCCAUUCUGGUGCCCAUUCUGACUUCAACUUGGCAGCCAUCUUGCUCGGACUUGCACCUCGUUUUGCAAAGCACUGUCUUUCCUUUUCGGGAGCGAGCGGAGCUGUUGCGGCAUGUGCCCUCAGCUUACUUAGCUUACUUCUCUCACGAUAGGGAGGCCAAGCCUCUGCGCAAGCGUGCCGGCGACAUGGUCAUCGGUGGCUCCAGGUGCCUCAACGGCCGGGCGGAGAUUCGAGUGGAACGUCUGGGAAGCAAGACCCUGCUGAGCCAAAUUACCGCCCUCGUCGAGCGUGCCCAGCUGAAUCGCGCUCCGGUACAGCACGUGGCAGAUGCCGUGGCCCACCGCUUCGUGCCGGCAGUUGUGGCGCUGAGCGUCCUGACGUGGGUCGCAUGGUAUGUGCUGGUCUACGUUUCAAAGACCGUUACACUCGCCGACAUCACCCGGAAUCGCGAAAGCUCGCAGCCGGAGCUGGACAAGGCAUUCUUCGUGCUGGAACACGGCCUCAACGUGUUGCUGGUGGCCUGCCCCUGUGCCCUUGGUCUUGCCACCCCUACGGCAGUCAUGGCCGCGACUGGGGUGGCGGCGAAGUUUGGGAUUCUAGUUCGAUCCGGAGCAGUCCCUCUGGAGCUGGGCUCCAAGAUUCAGCGCAUGGUGCUGGACAAGACGGGCACACUGACGACGGGCAAACCGAAGGCGGCUGCCUCGGCUGUGCUCUGCCCAUGGACUCAAGAGGAGCAGAGCUGGGACCGACUGCUGAGCAGCUUCCGAGAAGCCGAGGAGCUCUCGUCCCGGCGCAAGGUGGCCUUUGCUGUGGACAUGACGACCACGUGGGUGGCCGAUGCGGAGUCCAAGCCGAAGUCGCCUGAUUCCGCGCCUGGGUUCAAGGUGUCGAUGCCAGGAUCUCGGUCAGUGUCGGAGAAGGAGGAUUUGCGCUCAGAGGCGGAGUCUGCGCUUUGGUGGGCUCUCGGCUCGGCGGAAAGUUCGAGCGAGCACCUCAUUGCCAAGGAGCUUGUCGAUGUUGCCGCUCAGAAGGCACGACGACCGCUGUCCAAACCGGCAAGUUUCGAGAGCAUGACCGGUGUUGGUUUGACUUGUGACUUGGAGGGCCUCUGUGUGGAAGUGGCGGCAGCACACCAUUUACUCAAGCGAUGCAAGAGACCUUCCGAGAUCCUGUCUGCCUGGGUUGAGGCGCAGCUUCUGGAGGGCGCCACAGUGGUGGCCGUGGCCGUGGACGAUGUCGUCCUCGGUGUCGUAGCCCUGCGCGAUGCCGUGGCUCCAGGCGCGCGGAUGUGUGUUGCACACUUGGAGAUGUUGGGAGUGGAGGUCUGGAUGUGCACUGGAGAUCACCGGAAGUCCGCCGAGGUCGUGGCCCGGGAGUGCGGCAUCCAGCAGUCACGGGUGGUUGCCCAAGCAUUGCCAGCAGACAAAGUCCGGGUCGUGAAGUACUUGCAGGGCGGCGACACUGACCUCCCAGGCAAGCAGGCGUCGCCUCAGCGAAGUGUGGCCACGGUGGCCAUGGUCGGGGAUGGCAUCAACGAUGCCCCGGCCCUGGCUGCAGCUGAUUUGGGUGUUGCCAUCGGCGCCGGGCAGAAUGUGACAGUGGAUGCGGCGGACAUUGUGCUGGUGCGCAGCGAGCUCUCCGACCUGCUGUCUUUCUUGGCACUGUCCAAGGAGACGCUCAACACCAUUUGGUUCAACUUCAUGCUGCUGGAAUGA